CAUUUCUGCUAGGUGUAUUAGCAAAUCGGAUUGUUAUUUUGAACAAGGUACUUCGCCGUAGGACAGGAAGUAAUUCUUUUCACCUUCCGGUGUUGCCCUUGCUUAAGGUUUGAGAAUGGAGUUAGGAGGUGGCUGCUGGCUUGAAAUUGAAAAAGCGGAACGAGAAAAACGCCGAGAGCUGGUAUUACAGGGACCCACUAUAGAUGCCAAAAUAAAGGACAGUGGCGGGCUAUCAAUGCGAGUGUAUGAUUUAAGUUUGUUAAACUAUCUAGAAGUCAGCCAUUGCCCCAGUCUACGGAUCUUGCAACCAGAGCUUGGAAAACUGCUCCACCUGCAAAGUCUAAUUUUGUGUCGCAACGGUCUUGUCGAGCUUCCUACAACAGUAGGUGCCCUCCGGAGUCUUAAGGUUCUUGACGUGUCUGGAAAUGAUCUAGAAAUAAUACCCGAUGAGCUGAGCCAACUCGCCGAGCUCAACACACUCAACGUCAGUUGUAACAAGCUGCAGGUCUUGCCCGGCACACUAGCCGGUUGCCUUAAAUUGGCAACCCUCAACUGUUCCCACAACCGGCUGACCGACAUUCCUCAAGAGCUGUUCAGUCCUCAGCUAGAUUUGCUCAGCAGCAUUGAAGCCACUGAGAAUGAGAUCACCGAACUGAGCGCAGACGUCUGCAACUUGGUAGCGCUUAAGGUUUUGGAUCUGUCAAAGAAUAAAAUUACUGAGAUACCAGCGGAAUUGGCUGAAUGCCCUAAACUUAAAGAGAUAAACUUUAGGGACAAUAAAUUAAAAGACAAGCGCCUGGAAAAAAUGGUAAAUGGAUGCCAGACUAAAUCAGUCCUUGAAUAUUUGAGAGUUGGUGGUCGAGGGAAAGGAAAGGGGAAGCAAGAAUUGAAUGACAAGGAUGAAGGCAAAGAUAAAAAGAAAAAAAUGGAUAGGCGUCAGAGGAAGAGGGAUCCUCAGUCAGAAGAUGCAAAAGAUGAUCUUGAAGAACUUAACAAGAUGGUGGUGAGGGUUCUUAAUGUCUCUGAGAGUUUCAGUACCCUAACAGUGCAAGUUACCACUGCAGUAAAGGAUGUGCGGCCUUAUAUUGUAUGUUGCAUCAUCAAGGGGAUGAACCUGAAACCAGGAAAUGCACUAAAAAGAUUUCUUGUUGCACAGACUAAGCUACAUGAUGAAAUCUGUGAAAGAAGAACAGCGGCCACUAUUGCCACACAUGAUUUGUCUUUGAUUAAAGGACCUCUUACCUAUGAUGGUAGACCACCAAAAACAUUGAAGAUCACACCUCUUGGCCGCAAGGAGACCAAUGCAGCUAAUUUGGUGAGGCAACUCCAAUUUGAGGCAGAGGAGCAAAGGAAACUAAAGAAACGUCAGAAUGUUUCUGGCCUCCAUAAGUACCUUAAUUUACUAGAUGGAAAAGAAAAUUUCCCAUGUGUCAUAGAUGCAGAAGGUCAUGUUAUUUCAUUCCCACCAAUAACAAACAGUGACAAAACAAAGUUGACCAAAUCCACCAAGGAAAUAUUUGUUGAAGUGACAAGCUCCAAGAGUUUGCAGGUCUGCAAAGACAUUAUGGAUGCUGUUAUUCUGAAAAUGGCAGAACUGAAUAAAUUUACUUUUGAUCAGAAGGAAGAGGUUACUUUGGAAAUGGAAAAUGAGGGUUCUUGUCCAGAGUUGGAAGCCAGUCCACAACAAGAAAGUGACAAUUCCCCAGAGCUUAUAGUACAGCAAGUUCGUGUUGUGGAUGCACAAGGCAAUCUGAAGGUGGUUUACCCUUCUAAAACUGAUCUGAACUUGGAAAACACUAUCUUAACUGUUCUUCGUUAGUAUAAAAAAGCUUUUUGGAAGUUCAGCUAGAAGCAUCAGAUGUGAGCUGACAAAUAAUUGAGGUAUUGAUGCAGACAUUGUGAAAACAUCAAGAAGACACUUACAUAAUGAAACACGUCAUGUGCGAUGCUUUAAGAUUUGCCUUUGAUUAAAUCAAGCAGUUGAUUGUAAAUGAUAGUAACCCAAGAAAAGCACUUUUCAACAGGAACUGUUUACUAAGCAUUCUUCAAAAUGUCUUGAAAGGGAAGUAUGUUUAUAAUUUUUUUACAUAUCUUCCACGAAUGUAUGCUUGCACUCUUUAAUAUUUUUAAUUCUAUGGUACAGCCUUUCAGCAUUUUUGUUUAAGAUGACCAAUUGUUCGCAAAACCCUACUAUGACAUUGGCCAAGAGAAAAAAAUGUUAGAUUAUCAUUUUCACUUUCAUUUUGAAUGUUUAAAUAAAGUUGACUAAUUGUUCAUUUUCAUUUAAACAAUAGCGUGUGUGUCUCUUGACAAUAGAGAUUACAGUAGACAUCCAGCUUUGAAUUGGGUCAGUUUAUUUAUACGUUAACUUGUGUUAAAAAUGUAACAAAAACAAUGUCUUUUGAUUAUGUUGAGGUACAGUAUGUUAAACUAAUGCUUUUCCAUAUCUUUAGCGUUUUGAUGGUGGUAGGAGUGUUUUGUUAAAACCACUGUAACAUGGUAAAAACACAGUUGAUAGGUACAAUAACAUCCUGUUGAGUCUCUCAGACUGACACAGCAUGUUAAUUGUUAAAAAAUGGUUUCAUGACCAUGUCUUCCAUUGAUUUCAAAACUAUUUACAAUUUAAGAUUUCUUAUAAAAAUGGAAAUUCAAUUUUGUCCUGUAUGUUAAUAUAUAAGAUUUUAGUAGUAA
This is a messenger RNA of Erpetoichthys calabaricus (reedfish), 2691 nucleotides long. RefSeq names its product leucine rich repeat containing 47 (gene lrrc47). Gene Ontology annotation, molecular function: phenylalanine-tRNA ligase activity; RNA binding; protein binding. NCBI's taxonomy places the organism in Eukaryota, Metazoa, Chordata, Cladistia, Polypteriformes, Polypteridae. The coding region runs from base 116 to 1819 and encodes 567 amino acids. Gene Ontology annotation, biological process: phenylalanyl-tRNA aminoacylation. The transcript has 7 exons. The record is from RefSeq and is a predicted model, not a curated record.